Harpegnathos saltator (Jerdon's jumping ant) is the source of this 1594-nucleotide messenger RNA. RefSeq names its product zinc finger protein 366. The transcript has 2 exons. NCBI's taxonomy places the organism in Eukaryota, Metazoa, Arthropoda, Insecta, Hymenoptera, Formicidae. The coding region runs from base 257 to 1042 and encodes 261 amino acids. The record is from RefSeq and is a predicted model, not a curated record.
UAGACCAGGCCUAAAAGCGGCCCAUAACCCCUCUUCUUCUUCUCUCUGCUUAUAUAUAGAAGCUGUAUAAGGAACACGUUUCAGCUGGCUUUGUUAGAAGCGACUACGUUCAUGAGAUCGUAAGCAGUGGUAGAUAAAGGUGAUCUGUAGACUUGCUCAAAACUUUGGGAACGAAUGAGUGUGCUCGACGUCGUGUGAUACCUCGUGGUCAUUUAUGGACGCAUAUGAGUUCGGGACUUGCUAGCUGAUCGAAAACAUGAGGUGCACAUCGAUGAGGCAAAACAGAAGUAAGCCGACUUCGCACGUUGUAGUGCAGCGAAAGGAUCGCAUGUGGGAAUUCGUAAAAGGAUGGUACCAGCAGAGAGACUCUGCGGGUUGUUUGGAAAUGCCAUCUUUGAAAGGCAACUCGCUCAACGGAGUUUUCACAAUAAAUAAAGCUGUUGCAGAAGACGUGAAUAUACGUCUUAAGUGCGAAUACUGUGACCACAGCUUCGACAUGUUCGAAGACGUACAGCGCCACGUGGAUGAGAAGCACGACUUCAUCAUCCGCGUCUGCGACGUGUGCGAUCGUCUGUAUAUAGAAGACCGUAUGAAAUUGCACGUGGCAGAGAAGCAUCGGAGCGCACUCUUUCGUGAAAAAUUCUAUGAUAACAAUGAAGAAGGUGAUGGCAUGUGUUCUUUGAACUGGUCUAUAUAUUAUAGACGUAAUGUUUUGGUGCCGAUCAUUGACGAGAUAGAUGAUCAAUAUAAGCAACAAAAGGGGCUCAUGCAAAAAGACAUGGACGGCGAAGAUCUAUACCUCUACCCGUUGAACAUGAAUAUCAGCGGUGACAUUAUGAAUAGGCACUCAUCAAUGCACGUUGGUAUGAGAUGUGGUCUUUGUGGCAAGACAUUCAAGUUAAAACAUCACAUGCAGCAGCACAUACUAAUCCACAUGGCGGCACACGUUAGAAAGAAGAAGACCCGCUUACUCCGACGUUCGAGUUCUGGUUUGUCGUAUCCUGGAGUUUCUGGAAAAAGCUAUAGGAGGAAAGAAAAGUAGAAAAAUCGAAACAAGCUUCGACAAGCCGUAACCACGGCAAAAGUGGCGAUAGCGAAACGGUUUUGUGAGAAGUAUCUUUAAAUUCGAAGUUUCUGCCUUCCAAGAACAUUGAAUUCGCAACGUUGAAUUUCAUUAUAAAAAAGAUUCAAGUGAAAUAAGAAAGAUGUGUGACGAUUAUUAUUCCCAGUUUUCAGCUUUUCCCAUUGAUUAGAUUUUUACGCGGAAUAUUUAUCUGUACCAAAGAUACAACAUACGCAAUUUAAAGACAAAACUUUCUUGUUUAUCAGUCGGAAAACUGCUAGUAUACCGAGAGUAAGUGAGUGAGAGAGAAAGAGUGGGAAAGCAAAGAGUAGGAGAGAAAUUCAACAACCAGUGUUCAUUCUACAACAAUCAUAUGCAAUAUAAAAUUGAAUAUACAGAAAAAACAGCGAAAACUAUCUGCCCUAGUCCUAGUAAUCGAACUCAUCACCAUAAUGAAUAACUGAUUCUAAUUUAAAUCUAAUAAAACGAUGUUAUAAUACCAAAACUGCUGUAUGGUUUGUUGCACCAGAG